AUGAGCAACAUACCCCCCGCCGCCGCUGUGCCAGGCCCCUUGUUAUCGCCAUCCUACAAACUGGAACAGGGCAAGUUGGGCUCCGAGAUGCGUAUUGGCAACUGGACGAUCCGGAGUGUCAAGACGGCCAUCCUGAACGGCAAGGAGAUUGACGCAGUGGAGAAGGAACUAUGUCUCCCUCUUCCUGAGAUGACGUUUGGGAACAACGGUCUCGACCUGAUGCACCAAGGUGUGAGGAUCAAGUUUGAUGGCAUUUCGGCACUGCGCCAAGUCGCCGUCGGCGAGGGAUGGGAGGAGAGGGUGGGAGGAGGCGUCCUCGUGUCGAUGGCAGAUAGUUGGAGCCAGCGGUCGGCAUCCUCGGCCCUCUCAGACGUUCCACUCAGCACUAAGCCCGUAAGGCCACACGACUGGACUUUCAGCACAACCUACGCCGGCACCGUCACUGGCUCAACUUUUGAACCGUCGGAAACGGCUCGGAUUCCAAUGCAACUCCUGGCACGGCAGGAUCCGGUGCUUGACCGGAUUUUGUUUUAUGAGGAUGUGGGCUUGUUCCAUGACGAGCUGCACGACCACGGCGAGUCUAUCAUGAAUGUCCGCCUCCGCGUCAUGCCUCAUUCAUUGUUCCUCCUCUCGAGGCUGUUUGUGCGCGUCGAUAAUGUCCUCUUCAGGAUAUUCGAUGUGCGCAUGUACCAUGCCUUUGAGUCGGACGAGGUCGUGCGCGAAUGUACGGGACUAGAGGGCGACUAUGACGAGGUCAAGAAGUACCUUGAGAAACCGAGUGAACUUGCGCCCCUCACGGACCCGAAUUGGGUUUAUGGCGUGUUGCAGAAGAUUGCUGCCAAGCGGGACGACAAUCAAGCGGACCAAGCGGUACAAACACAGCCAGCCACACAGCGCACACAAGCACCGUGGACACAGACCACAGCGGCGCCGCGGGCAAGCAGUGCCGCACCACGCGAGACGUCUGCACCCAUUGCGAGCAGACCCAGCUUAUCCAACUCGCCGAGCAGUAGCAAGAAGCCGUGGCCGGGGCUCGGGCGGCGCGUGCACGUCCUCCGCCUCCCUGGCACCGACACCGGGCUCGCAUCCGCACAGGCCGGUUUGCGCGACCUCAACCUCGAGCCUUGA
This is a messenger RNA of Cutaneotrichosporon cavernicola, 1128 nucleotides long. RefSeq lists its product as uncharacterized. Bases 1 to 1128 code for a protein of 375 amino acids. Gene Ontology annotation, biological process: TOR signaling. The record is from RefSeq and is a predicted model, not a curated record. The transcript has 5 exons. Gene Ontology annotation, cellular component: cytosol. NCBI's taxonomy places the organism in Eukaryota, Fungi, Basidiomycota, Tremellomycetes, Trichosporonales, Trichosporonaceae.